AUGCGGCGGGGCCGGAGCAGGGCUGACACCGCCUCCCCUCGGGGCCCGCCGCAACCCGGGGCGGGGGACACCAUCCGCCAAGCGCCACAUCGCCACGGCCCCUUCCCUCCGCAGAGCACCGGCCGGCCGUGCCCGGAGCCGGAGUUCGCCGGGGGCCCGGGCUGCGCCUGCCCCUGGUCCGCCCCCGCCGGGGUUUCCAAGGAGACUUGGGCUGCCGUCUGCGCCGCGGAGCCGCCGCAGCACGGCCAGGGCCGGCGGGAGGCCGGGCCGCCGGGCCAGUUCUGCAGCCCGCAGCUCGGUGCCCAGGACGCGGCGUGGCGGGGAGACCAGCUGUCCUCCCAGCUUUACAGAAACAAGCAGCUUCAAGAUACUUUGCUUCAGAAGGAAGAGGAACUUGCUAGGUUACAUGAAGAAAAUAAUAACCUCCGACAAUACCUGAAUUCUGCCCUGAUUAAGUGUUUAGAAGAAAAAGCCAAGAAACUGCUAUCCUGCCAUGGCCAAAAAACGUGUGCUAUUCUCAAAAGCACCAAGAGGAGAUUAAAAGAGGACCACUGCUUUGUUCCUCAAGAAACUCCUCAUGCUUCCAAAGCUAGAAGGAACCUCUUUAAUGAAUUCACUGCCUGUGAAGAGCAAGCCAGCCCUGCUGUGGACAGCUGGGUCUUGCAGACUUUAGGAUUAAAAGAUGUCAACACCAUUGAUGAAACUUCAGCUAACUACAGUGCCCUGUCCUCAGACCUUGGAAAAGACACAUACUGCCUGAGCCCUGGUGAAGCAAUAGACUAUGACCACAGUGAAGGAGCAGCUGCAGUGUAUAGCUGCAGCCACGUGCCUCCAGCUAACAGCAGUAUGCAUCCAUGCAGUGAGGACUCUCCCUUCCUUCCUCAGUUUUCUUCAGCACCAUGUGUCUCCUCAUCAGUACCAAGUGUUUCCUCCCUCCCAGCGUAUGGGUUGCCUUAUUUGACUGGUGAUUUGUCACCCAACAAAACAGAAGUGGCCUUCACAACAUCUCUAAGUCCUCACCGCAACGUGAGAACGCACACCUUCCACCAAGGACAAGCCUUCGUGCGCAGGGAUGAUGAUGGAGGAUGGAGAUUCACCUGGGUGCCCAAGCAGGCUGAAUAA
Molecule: messenger RNA, 1122 nt
Organism: Gymnogyps californianus (California condor)
Lineage: Eukaryota; Metazoa; Chordata; Aves; Accipitriformes; Cathartidae
Gene: GMNC
Product: geminin coiled-coil domain containing
Exons: 4
Coding region: 1-1122 (373 amino acids)
Biological process (GO): negative regulation of DNA replication; negative regulation of cell cycle
Cellular component (GO): nucleus
Source: RefSeq, a predicted model, not a curated record